Perkinsus marinus ATCC 50983 is the source of this 900-nucleotide messenger RNA. RefSeq lists its product as hypothetical. The coding region runs from base 1 to 900 and encodes 299 amino acids. The transcript has 2 exons. The record is from RefSeq and is a predicted model, not a curated record. Lineage: Eukaryota; Perkinsozoa; Perkinsida; Perkinsidae.
AUGGUUGAGGAGGCUCGCGAUGCAAUCAUUCGACUAGGUGGCGGAUCUGUCUCUGCUAAAGACAUUGUGAACCCUAAUACCCCGCUGAGGCCUGGGCUGUGGAAAGCCCUAACCGAUAUGUCGGGCGAUUGGGAUACAUCCCUCAGCGGGUGGCUAAUCGAAGGCGCUCCUAUUGGUGUCUCGGCCGAGAUACGGCCUGGUGGCUGGUUUUCGACGUCAACCGUGGCGACGACGGAUCUGCCGGUGACGGCUACUGGUGACGAAUCAAGAGAAUGGCUAGGAUGGUUUAUUGGGUCUGCCGACGGAGCCUACGUCAAUUACUCUUCGGCUGAGUCCGAUCCAACCAACACCUGGGCCCUACUAGACGAGGAGAGGAAGGCAGGCUUCUGCACGUUCUACGACUCCUUCGACGACCUAGCCGUGGCUGUUGGCAGCAGGGAUGUGAUAGUCACUAAGAUUGCGCUAGCAACAAAACCUAACACAGACCCCCCCAAAUAUCGAUUGAUCUGUGAUGCCAAGGCCAACAGCCUGAAUGAGGUGGUCCACUGUCGUGAAAAGAUUGUUCUCCCUAGAGUCUCCGACGUUGUGCAGAAUAUCCACGAGCUCAUGGAACCAGCAAGAGGAGCCAGCGAUUGUUGGUCCGAAAUCGAGUUCUUGGCCGCUGACUUUCAGAACGCCUUCAAGCUCAUCCCAGUCCAGAGUAUGGAGCAGCGAUUUCAAGUAUGCUACUUCCAGGGGCGUUGGAUCCUCUUUCAUGUGCUCAUGUUCGGUGUCCGAAUUUGCCGUGGCGAACGGGAGUCUCCGCGUAUCUAUUCCUUUGGAGAAGCUGGAGGCUAUGGCGAAGCUUACUUCUCAAAUUCUGGGAUUCAGGAGAGCGGUCAGUUCAAAGCUGCUCCGUAG